Messenger RNA from Bolinopsis microptera, 791 nucleotides. RefSeq lists its product as uncharacterized. The record is from RefSeq and is a predicted model, not a curated record. NCBI's taxonomy places the organism in Eukaryota, Metazoa, Ctenophora, Tentaculata, Lobata, Bolinopsidae.
GCACCUUCGACAAAGGAUUCAAGGAGACCUUCCAGACUGGAUUUGAAAUCAGAAGGAACAUUGGACGAGCCUUCAUCAGGAGCAUUGCUCGAUCUAUGGAGUACCCUAACCUGCCCGCUCUCUUUUCUGAGGACGAGUUCUCUGCUAUGGGACUCAGAAAAUACCCCAUCCGAAGACAGAUCAACAGCAACAUGUACUCUGACUUUGACGGAACUCUCCUGAGAGAGCUAGAACACAUUGACUCUACCGUCACCGUCCUCUCCACCUUCAACAACGGUGGUCUUGAGAUCCUACACAAGAACCAGUACAGACCCGCCCCCGUGACAGGAGACAAUGCUUUCCUCGUCAACAUCGGUAAACUGGUAGAUGACCUCAUCGACAACAAGGUGCCCUCAGUCAGACACAGAGUUGCUGAAGUUGACUUUGAUAGAUACUCUAUCACCUACUUCCUGGGACCCCAAUUUGAUGCCGAUAUCAGCCGUAGUAUGAGUGGAGCUAUCACCCAAGCCGGACUCAAAUACAAAGUUUUCGGAGAAUGGAUCAAGGACUACCUUGGUGCUAUUGAGCUCUUCUACUACUAAACUGUGUUUGAAGUCUUGAAAUGGUAAAAUCGGAGCGGUUGCCACAGUAACACUAACAUUGGGACUGUGGAACAAACAAAAAAGAUAUUAAUACGGCAUGAAAAACUGACUGUUCUUGUAAUUUUAAUUACGAUGUUUGAAAAUAUAUUUUUACGAUCCUAAAAAUCACUGUAACCUUCCACUGAUGUGCAAUUCUAUAUUUUAUUUUUA